AUGUUACCACUGCAGAAUACUUGUUGGGGAGUGCUUAUCGUGAGAAAUGAGUACGAUGAAAGUUGUAAGGGUCAAAAAGGAUUACCCAAUGAACAACCGACUACUCUCGAGGUACAAAUGCAAUGGAUAUAUUUUUUGCCAAUAUUUUCGAGUAAAGAUAUAGUGAUGCAGUUACCGAAUGAGGAAAUAUUAUUUCUUCAAAUUGAUGCACUAUUUCGUAAAACAAUGCAGAAUGUUACGAAGGAUCCUAGAGUUCUCGAAAAUGCCGGUUCUAUAGGAUUGAUGGAAAAUAUGAAAGACGCAAAUAAAUUGAUGGAACAGAUUAACGCAGGUGUACUAAAUUAUCUUGAAAAAAAGAGAUUCUUCUUUCCACGAUUCUUUUUUCUCAGUAAUGAUGAUAUGUUCGAGAUUCUCUCUGAGACCAAAGAGCCGUUUCGUAUUCAACAACAUUUGAAAAAAUGUUUUGAAGGAAUCAAUAGAUUGGGGUUUGACGAAGAUUUACAAAUUUACUCUAUGUUUAGCGAUGAUAAGGAAGAAGUUAUGAUGAGGCAAAUAAUUUCCACAAUAGCAGCACGUGGUUGUGUUGAGAGAUGGCUUAUCCAAGUCGAAAAACAAAUGUCGAAAUCAGUGCGAAAAGAAAUUUAUUUAAGCUAUUUGGACUAUGAAACAAACGAACGAAAUAUUUGGAUACGUAUUUGGCCUGGUAUGGUUGUUUUAUGCGUUUCGCAAAUAUAUUGGAGUCUUGAAGUGCAAAAUUGUUUAGUUGAUCACGCUACAUUUGCAUUAGAAGUGCUUUAUGAAAAAUUGAAGUCUCAGAUCUUGAAACUAAUUGACUUAGUGAGAGGUCAGUUGUCCAAACAAAAUCGAACAACGCUAAAUGCUCUUAUUACUAUCGAUGUACACAAUAUGGAUGUUGUCAAAUCUCUCAUUAAAAAACAAAGUAAUAAUGAAAUGGAUUUCGAAUGGUUAGCGCAACUUCGUUAUUAUUGGGAAGAUGAUGUUUACGUCAGAAUUAUAUAUUCGACGAUAAAAUAUGCAUAUGAAUACAUCGGUAACUGCUCACGUCUUGUCAUCACGCCUUUGACUGACAGAUGUUAUCGCACAUUGAUUGGUGCAUAUUCCUUGCAUUUAAACGGCGCACCUGAGGGUCCGGCGGGAACUGGUAAAACCGAAACAAUCAAAGACCUUGGCCGAGCUAUCGCUGUGCAAUGCAUAGUCUUCAAUUGUUCCGAAGGUCUUGAUUAUAAGAACAUGGGCAAGUUUUUCAAAGGUCUAGUAUGUUGCGGUGCAUGGUCCUGUUUUGAUGAAUUUAAUCGCAUCGAAGUAGAAGUUCUGUCAGUUGUAGCACAACAAAUUUUGUGUAUAAUACAGGUAGUUCACGCUGGAUCAGAGAUGUUGAUUUUUGAAGAUACUACACUCACAUUAAAUCCAGCUGUUUACAUAUGUAUCACAAUGAAUCCUGGCUACGCUGGUCGUACGGAAUUGCCAGACAAUUUGAAAGUACUAUUUCGCACAGUUGCGAUGAUGGUACCGGACUACGCGAUGAUCGCUGAAAUCUUCCUAUACUCAUCAGGCUUUGAUAAUGCUCGGGAACUUGCUACGAAGAUCGUCAUCACAUACAAACUUUGCUCUGAACAAUUAUCAGUACAAUCGCAUUAUGAUUAUGGUAUGCGAGCUGUCAAGACUGUUCUUUCUGCGGCACAGAAUUUAAAACUGAAGUACCCAAACGAAGAUGAGACUAUUCUUGUACUACGUUCAUUGAUUGAUGUCAAUUUGCCCAAGUUCUUAGCGCGUGACGUGAUACUUUUCCAAGUAUGA
This is a messenger RNA of Ooceraea biroi (clonal raider ant), 1818 nucleotides long. Its product is annotated as dynein heavy chain 12, axonemal. Gene Ontology annotation, molecular function: ATP binding; dynein intermediate chain binding; dynein light intermediate chain binding. The record is from RefSeq and is a predicted model, not a curated record. Lineage: Eukaryota; Metazoa; Arthropoda; Insecta; Hymenoptera; Formicidae. Gene Ontology annotation, cellular component: dynein complex. Gene Ontology annotation, biological process: microtubule-based movement.